Cylas formicarius (sweet potato weevil) is the source of this 708-nucleotide messenger RNA. RefSeq lists its product as uncharacterized. The record is from RefSeq and is a predicted model, not a curated record. The coding region runs from base 1 to 708 and encodes 235 amino acids. NCBI's taxonomy places the organism in Eukaryota, Metazoa, Arthropoda, Insecta, Coleoptera, Brentidae. The transcript has 2 exons.
AUGUCACAGAAUGGAUCUAAAAACCUGAAAUUGGUCCCCCAAAAAACGGAGGCAGUUGUACUUCUUGCUGGAAGAAAGGUUAAAAGCAUUUCAGUUACAGUGGAAAGCAUAACAACUCAAAGUCAGGAAGUAGUCAGAUAUUUAGGUAUAAAACUAGAUAGGAACAUGUCCAUGCGGGCCCACGCUAGAGCCGUAACAGAAAAAGGCAACAAGGCCUUGAACAACAUCAGUCGCCUUUUACCAAAAGUGAAUGGACCUCUUGAAAACACCAGGGCGAUAUUAUGCUCCGUAGUGACUUCAAUACUACCAUAUGGUGCCUCAAUAUCGGAACAAGUGAUUGAGAAGAAAGUCUAUAAAAGGAUACUGAGUAGCGUUCGAAGGAAGGUAGCCAUAAGAGUAUCCGGAGCAGACAGAACAAACUCCAAAAAGGCACUUAUAGUGAUAGCUAGGAUCCCCCCUACUAAUCUCCUAGUUAAGUGCAGAGCCCGUAUACAGAAAGAUGGACCAGAGACUAAAAAGGAAGCACAAAACACGUUGAUGUUAUGCUGGCAAGAGGAAUGGGACAGAGAUGAUGGUACAGCGGAAUGGAUUGACCAGCUAGGUAACGGGGACGUUCUUCUCGCCGUUAAGUGCUCGAUGCUAUCGGGCGAUUGGGUCCGAUCAAAAACGGACCCCAUACCAAGAGCCAGGCCUGCCAUGGGUCUCUAG